AUAACAAGUGGCCCCUAGGUUGUUUCCACCAUUCCCGUAAAUGUUAACAUCCCAAACUAACCAACAAAUUGGCAAGUUUUAUGGUUUGAGAGAGAGAGAGAGAGAGAGAGAGAGAGAGAGAGAGAGAGAGAGAGAGAGAGAGAGAGAGAGAGAGAGAGAGAAAUACAUAGUGAAAUAGCUUAUAGCCUAAUGACUUGGCCAGCGUCGACCAAAGGACUCUCCUGCUCCUUCGCUCAUUUACGGUCCCGAAUUUUCCCAAAGCUCAGCUAUAUAGAUAACCCAACCAACACACCACUUUAACUUUGAGUUUCCACUUUGUAUAUUUUGUACUAUUGCUUUAACCGUAAUAAACUUUAAAUUUCCCCCAUAAAUUAACAUAAUAAUACCUAGUUAUUAAGUUGUUCUUAAUUACUUUUUUCUUUUUGAGGUAGAAGUUAAAAACAAGCCGCACAAAGCUCAACAUAUAUAAAGAAAAGAUGUGGGUUUCUAUGAGAGUAGUUUCAGCUCCCAAUUUAUAACUUAUAACGUACUUUUGGUUUGCAUGGAAAGAUAAAUAAAGAGACUACAUUUCCUUCUUUUUUCUUUUAAUUUAAUUAUAUGUUCCUGGGAAACUAAUCAGAGAGAAACAUGGCGGAUAAGAGCAUCAGCUUGGAAGAAAUCAAGAAUGAGACUGUUGAUCUUGAGCGAAUUCCCGUUGAAGAAGUGUUUCAACAAUUGAAAUGCACCAGGAACGGCCUGACAAGUGAAGAAGGCCAAAAAAGGCUUCAAAUCUUUGGUCCCAACAAACUUGAAGAGAAAAAGGAAAACAAGGUUCUGAAGUUCUUGGGAUUUAUGUGGAAUCCUCUUUCAUGGGUCAUGGAGUUUGCUGCUAUUAUGGCCAUUGCUUUGGCUAAUGGAGGAGGCAAACCCCCAGAUUGGCAAGAUUUUAUUGGAAUUGUCUCAUUGCUCUUCAUCAACUCAACUAUUAGCUUCAUCGAAGAAAAUAAUGCAGGAAAUGCUGCUGCUGCACUUAUGGCUGGUCUUGCUCCCAAAACCAAGGUCCUAAGAGAUGGAAAAUGGAACGAGCAAGAAGCUGCGAUUUUGGUACCGGGAGACAUCAUCAGUAUUAAAUUGGGAGAUAUUGUCCCUGCAGAUGCACGUCUUCUUGAAGGUGAUUCACUCAAGAUUGAUCAGUCUGCUCUUACCGGUGAGUCUUUGCCUGUAAAUAAGCACUCAGGUGAUGAGGUAUUCUCUGGUUCGACUGUAAAGCAAGGUGAGAUUGAGGCUGUCGUUAUUGCCACUGGCGUCCACACCUUCUUUGGAAAAGCUGCUCACCUUGUUGAUAGCACCAAUAACGUAGGGCACUUCCAGCAGGUGCUGACAGCAAUUGGGAACUUCUGCAUAUGCUCAAUUGGAGUAGGGAUGCUUAUCGAGAUUGUUGUGAUGUAUCCAAUCCAGCGCCGUAAGUACAGAGAUGGAAUCGAUAAUCUAUUGGUGCUUCUCAUUGGAGGGAUUCCAAUUGCCAUGCCAACAGUUUUAUCUGUGACCAUGGCUAUCGGAUCUCACCGGCUUUCACAACAAGGAGCCAUCACUAAGAGAAUGACAGCAAUUGAAGAAAUGGCUGGAAUGGACGUACUUUGCAGUGAUAAGACAGGGACACUCACUCUCAACAAGCUUACAGUGGACAAGAGCAUGAUUGAGGUGUUCAUGGACAAUAUUGACAAGGAAAUGGUUCUUCUACUAGCGGCAAGGGCCUCCCGGGUUGAGAAUCAAGAUGCCAUUGAUGCCUGUAUUGUUGGAAUGCUAGGUGAUCCCAAGGAGGCCAGAGCAGGGGUUACAGAAGUUCAUUUCUUUCCCUUCAACCCUGUUGAUAAGCGUACAGCCAUGACAUAUAUCGAGGCUGAUGGUAGUUGGCACCGAGUCAGCAAAGGUGCUCCAGAACAGAUUAUUGAACUAUGUAACCUCCGAAAUGAUGCGAAGAGGAGAGCUCAUGAUAUCAUUACUAAGUUUGCUGAUCGUGGGCUUCGCUCUCUUGCAGUGGCAAAACAAAAAGUGCCUGAGAAAACCAAGGAUGGCCAAGGAGAUCCAUGGCAAUUUGUGGGUUUAUUGCCUCUAUUUGAUCCCCCAAGGCAUGAUAGCGCAGAGACAAUUCGCCGUGCUCUAAGUCUUGGUGUCAAUGUCAAGAUGAUCACAGGUGAUCAACUAGCCAUUGGAAAGGAAACUGGUCGCCGGCUCGGCAUGGGAACCAACAUGUAUCCAUCAUCAGUUCUCCUUGGUGAAAAUAAGGGUGAUGCAUUAGAUACAAUUGGCGUUGAUGAGCUUAUCGAGAAGGCUGAUGGUUUUGCGGGCGUUUUUCCUGAGCACAAGUAUGAAAUUGUGAAGAGGCUACAACAAAGAAAGCACAUAUGUGGCAUGACCGGAGACGGUGUGAAUGAUGCACCAGCUCUUAAGAAGGCUGAUACUGGGAUUGCAGUCGAUGAUGCAACCGAUGCAGCUCGUAGUGCGUCGGACAUAGUAUUAACAGAACCAGGACUAAGUGUGAUUGUGAGUGCUGUUCUGACAAGUAGAGCAAUUUUCCAGAGAAUGAAAAACUACACCAUCUAUGCUGUCUCCAUUACUAUCCGAAUCGUGUUGGGAUUUAUGCUCCUUGCACUUAUUUGGAAGUUCGAUUUUUCACCUUUCAUGGUUUUGAUCAUAGCCAUACUCAAUGAUGGAACAAUUAUGACCAUUUCCAAGGACAGGGUUAAGCCAUCUCCAAUGCCUGACUCGUGGAAGCUCAAGGAGAUUUUUUGCACUGGCAUUGUCCUCGGCACCUAUCUAGCUUGCAUGACUCUUGUUUUCUUCUGGGCUGCGAAUGACUCGAACUUCUUUUCUGAUAAAUUUGGUGUAAGAUCCAUUAGACACAAUCAGGACGAGCUUACAGCUGCUGUUUACCUCCAAGUGAGCAUAGUGAGUCAAGCACUCAUCUUCGUCACUCGUUCUCGAAGCUGGUCUUUCAUCGAACGUCCCGGUUUCUUGCUCGUGAUUGCCUUCAUUUUGGCACAACUCGUGGCUACUGUAAUUGCAGUUUAUGCAAACUGGGGGUUUGCAAGAAUCAAAGGCAUAGGAUGGGGUUGGGCGGGUGUAAUCUGGAUCUACAGUGUAGUCUUUUACUUCCCACUUGAUGUAAUCAAGUUCUUAAUCCGCUAUGCCAUGAGUGGAAAAGCUUGGAAUAAUUUGCUUCAAAACAAGACUGCCUUCACAACAAAGAAGGAUUACGGAAAAGGAGAGAGGGAAGCACAAUGGGCAUUGGCUCAACGCACCCUUCAUGGCUUGACACCUCCUGAAAUGACCGAGAAGAGCAACUAUAUAGAACUGUCGGAGAUUGCUGAGCAAGCCAGGAAGCGUGCCGAAGUUGCAAGGUUGAGGGAGCUUCACACACUCAAAGGACACGUUGAAUCCGUAGUGAAGCUCAAAGGACUCGACAUUGAUACCAUUCAACAACACUAUACUGUUUGAGUAACAAAGAAUAUGUGGAACAGGGGUUGUUGUAAGCUAAUUAUUAUUAAUCCCAUGAAGGCCGGAAGAGAUUGGGGUAGAAAUAAGGCUGAACUUUUUUCUUAAAUCAGCAUCUAUCCUAUGUAUUUCAUUUUUCUUUUUGGUAGUAGGGCCAACACAUGGUAUUGGAAUAAUGUUUUGAAUAAUCCAAGUAUCCCUAAGAUUUUGGUACAUCAAAACUCCAACCACAGCGAUGAAAACAAUCCAAUCACUUCAAAAUAUUCUUUAAUAAUAGAAGAUCGUUGAACUGGUAAUGCAAACCAAUUUUUGUUUGUCAUAUUUAAGACCAAUCGAAUAGUCAAAUUAUAGAUUUUUAAUUUAACCGCUUCAAAAAAAUAUUAACAACGGUUACAACUUAAAAACAGCCAAUACAGAAAACCAAUAAUAAUGGAUGUCAUCUAGCCUUUGCUUCCCAUGACAAUUUCAAAGUAAACCCAAACAAACAGAAGCUUCUUUGCCUACUGUCUACUUUCCUUUUACAUCUUCAAAAAUGAAAAGCAUAAGCACCAUUGCAUCUCUGUCUGUUUAUCUUCUUGUACUUUAUUCAUCAAGAUCUCAGUCGUCUCUUCUACCCAAAUUCAUUUACCAGA
Molecule: messenger RNA, 4106 nt
Organism: Gossypium arboreum
Lineage: Eukaryota; Viridiplantae; Streptophyta; Magnoliopsida; Malvales; Malvaceae
Product: ATPase 9, plasma membrane-type-like
Exons: 15
Coding region: 628-3477 (949 amino acids)
Biological process (GO): proton export across plasma membrane; regulation of intracellular pH
Cellular component (GO): plasma membrane
Molecular function (GO): P-type proton-exporting transporter activity; ATP hydrolysis activity; ATP binding
Source: RefSeq, a predicted model, not a curated record